AUGCAGUCGGUCAAGGAAGAGAGUCGAAACAGUGAUGGAGGGGAGUUUGCUGUGUACGAAAAGGAUAUCGUGUUCACGGGAACAAUCGUGAGCAUGGGACGGAAGCCCGUCCCACAAAGGACAAAUCUCAUCAAAAACAAGCACAGCAAUGAUGCCCAAAUGGGAAUAACCACGCAUGAGAUACAGCAACUCCUGCAUCGCCGGCCCGUGGUAACUGUUAGGGUUCUGCUGGACUGGAUGAGCUCUGCGAGUCGGGCAGAUAUUGAACGAGCUCUACCACUAUGCGGGUACAUGUUCAAAGAUGGGCCCUGGAAGAAAGCACUGAUAAAAUUUGGUGUUGACCCAAGGUCUAGCCCCGAGUUCCGGCAUUAUCAAACGAUCAUGAUGGAGAUGGAUUUCGACCCCGUUGUCGAAUGUGGAAAAUAUGACGGGGCGAAGAACAGAGAGCUCAUCUUCCCGCAAUUUCUGAAAGGGGAGGACAAUAUUCCUCAUGUCUUCAGUGGAACGAAGUUCGUGCCGGACAAUAACAUCUGGCAGAUCUGUGACAUUACGGAUGCCCUUUUACGGCGUAUCGUGUCGACAAGCAAUGUUUGCUCCGAAGUAGACCACAUCGACGGAUUCUUCUGGAACGGAACAAUGGCGAAAUUAGAAGUCAUUAUGCGCGACAAACUUGUAUGUAUUCGGGACGGUGGCACCCCUAAUGACGAGGACUACGAGUGCCUUUUGUCUUUCAUAUACACCACCAACAGGGCGUGA
This is a messenger RNA of Aspergillus versicolor CBS 583.65, 756 nucleotides long. RefSeq lists its product as uncharacterized. Lineage: Eukaryota; Fungi; Ascomycota; Eurotiomycetes; Eurotiales; Aspergillaceae. Gene Ontology annotation, biological process: transcription initiation at RNA polymerase III promoter. Bases 1 to 756 code for a protein of 251 amino acids. Gene Ontology annotation, cellular component: transcription factor TFIIIC complex. The record is from RefSeq and is a predicted model, not a curated record. The transcript has a single exon.